AAUAUUGUAUCAUGCAUGUAUUGUUUGUUGGCCGGUCCCCCCCUCCGCAUUCCGCAAGGAAGCUCCCCUUGCGCACGGUGAUAGAUAGAGUUGAUAUAAGUAUAAGUAUAUCCCCUCCUUCCCUUUCCUUCCUUCCUUCCUUUCUUCCUUCACUCGUCAUCCCAACACCACCAGCCACCACCAGCCAAACACCACCAGCCAAACACCACCACCACAAACCCAACUAACCACCCAACCAACCAACAAAAAUGCCCCCCUACGCCCCGACAAUCGGCUCCCCGCUCACGACGCUCGACACACCCAGCAUGAUCGUCGACCUCGCACUGAUGGAAAGCAACAUCUCGAAGCUCUUCUCGACACUCCUCCCCACGGGCGUCUCGAUCCGACCACACCUGAAAACCACCAAGAGCGCGAUCCUAGCGCACCGACUGGUCGCCGCGGGGGCGACCGGCUGCUGCGUGGCCAAGGUAUCAGAAGCAGAGGCGAUCACGGCGGCGGGAUUCACAGACAUCCUGAUCACGUGCGAGAUCAUCGGGGCGGCGAAGGUGAAGCGGCUGGCGGAGCUGGUGAAGAAGUAUCCCGGGCGGCUGCGGGUGGUGGUGGACAGCGAGGCGGGGGCGCGGGCGAUAGACGAGGCGCUGGAGGGGUUGGGGUUGGGGGAGAGGGAGGGGUUGGACGUGCUGGUGGAUGUGGAUGUGGGGUUGCAUCGGACGGGGGUGCACGGGGAGGAGGCGGCGGUGGGGCUGGCGCGGGUGGUGGCGGGGCUGGGUCGGUUGCGGCUGAUCGGGGUGCAGGGGUACGAGGGGCAUUUGCAGCAUGUGGGCGAGCGGGAGGAGCGGCGGAGGGCGUGUUUGGCGGCGAUGGGGACUCUGGUUGGCACGGCGGACCGGCUGCGGCGGGAGGGCUUCGAGAUCUCCGUCGUGACGACCGGAGGGACCGGCACCGCGGAGUUUUGCGCCUCCGUCCCCGGCGUCACCGAGUUGCAGCCCGGGUCGUUUAUCUUCAUGGAUACGGAUUAUCGCGAUGCCGUCGGGCGGUUUUAUUCCAAUAGUCUGACCGUCCUGGCGACCGUCGUUAGUCGCCAGGGGCGGAGGCAGGUCACGAUCGAUGCGGGGUUGAAGUCCUUGACUACCGAUAGCGGGCUGGCGGAGUGUAAGGACCCCCGGUACAGCCAUCGGAAUCUCGGCGAUGAGCAUGGCGCGUUGACUUGGGACGAGGGAACCCCUGACCUACACAUCGGGGAUCGCGUCGAGAUGAUCCCAAGUCAUAUUGAUCCGACUAUCAAUCUGCAUGACUUUUAUUACGCGCAUCGGGAUGGCGUCAUUGAGGAGAUCUGGCCCGUCGAUUCGAGGGGUAAGGUGCAGUAAGUAGAUUGGAAUAUGUUGACGGGGUCAGAAAAUCCUCUACUACUGUUUCUCUAUAACUAAUAUGUGGGAGUUAUUCUUAUCAAAUCAUACAUAUAUACUUAAC
Molecule: messenger RNA, 1470 nt
Organism: Aspergillus heteromorphus CBS 117.55
Lineage: Eukaryota; Fungi; Ascomycota; Eurotiomycetes; Eurotiales; Aspergillaceae
Product: DSD1 family PLP-dependent enzyme
Exons: 1
Coding region: 249-1367 (372 amino acids)
Biological process (GO): D-serine catabolic process
Molecular function (GO): D-serine ammonia-lyase activity
Source: RefSeq, a predicted model, not a curated record